UUUCACUCGGGGCAAUUGGCCCCGAUAGAUUGCUCCCAUGCUUGAUGUAACUGUGGAGAGCUACCCCUGAGCCCCGUUGGCAUUAUUAAAACAGCACGAUGGCGCGAUGUGAAUCCCGCAUACAACACUGAGUCCAGGCAUUCUGACUGCGUAUCGACUCCGUCCCGAUGCGAUUCUUCACCCCACCCUCGUCUCUUUCCCUCCUAUUAGGUCUUUCUGCUUUAGCUUCUGCAAGCAACGUCCAGAAGAAAGGCAAUGUGUGUACAGUAAAGGCCAACGGACAUCAGAAGGACGAUGUACCAACCCUUUUGACGGCAUUCAAAGAGUGCGGCAAUGGAGGAACUAUCAUUUUUCCCGAAGACCAGUCAUACUGGAUUGGACAGAGACUCAAUCCCGUUUUGAAUGAUGUCGCAAUCGAAUGGCGAGGAAAGUGGACGUUCUCGGAUGACCUGUCCUACUGGCGUAACAACUCCUACCCCAUUGCCUUCCAGAAUCAUGCGGCCGGCUUCGUCAUUACUGGGCACAACAUCAGUAUCAAUGGGUACGGCACUGGUGGUAUCGACGGCAACGGCAAUGUCUGGUAUACUGCAGAAGCAGGCAACACGAAGCCCGGGAGACCGAUGCCAUUCGUUUUCUGGAACGUUUCCAACGUCGACGUCGAAAGUUUUUACGUCAAGGAUCCCCCGCUGUGGAGUUUGAACAUCAUGAACGGCACCAACAUGCGGUUCAACGACAUCACCUGCAACGCGACGGCGGUGGAUGCGCCGUACGGCAAGAACUGGGUCCAGAACACCGAUGGAUUUGACACGAUGGACGCAACCAACAUCCAACUCACCAACUUCGUCUACCAGGGUGGUGACGACUGCAUUGCCAUCAAACCUCGCUCCUACAACAUCGACAUUCACAAUGUCACCUGCCGCGGUGGCAACGGGAUUGCCAUCGGCAGUCUCGGCCAGUACUUGGAAGAUUCCAGCGUUGCGAACAUCAGGGUGGACAAUGUGAAGAUCAUCCGGUACAAUGAGGACAUGCACAAUAGCGCCUACAUCAAGACCUGGGUCGGAGCCCUCGUGCCCCAGAGCUCCUACGAGAGUGAUUACCUCCCCCGCGGAGAUGGCUGGGGCAGCGUGAAGAACGUCAUCUUCUCAAACUUCGAUGUGCAGGGGGCCAAUGCCGGGCCCUCGAUCAGCGAGAGUAGUGGGAACAAUGGUUCCUACGCGGGAACGAGCAAGAUGUUGAUCGCCAACGUGUCGUUCGUGAACUUCACUGGAUGGGUUGAUACUACUAAGACCACAACGUCGUCGGUAUCGUGCUCAAAGGUCUAUCCUUGCUAUAACAUCGAGUACGACAACGUGGUCCUGUACCCGAAGAACUCCACCGCGGCGGGCAGGGGCUCUUGCUCUUACACGGCUGAUAAGGGCGUUCGUGGUUCGAGUGGCUGUUAGGUUGUAAGGCUAGCUACAGCCUGAAUAACCUUCCUUUCGCCUCACUUGUAUAGAUCCGUGAUGUACAUACCGAACAGCAACUACGAUGGUGAAAAUAUCCUGGCAGGGCUUCCCAGUCGCGGUCGCUUCCGCAUCGAAGGGCUAUCCGUCCGAUGCCUGAUAUCUGUAUGCUUCAGGUAUUCAUUGUGUCUUGAUGUUGUCAAUGUGAAUCAGUAGCCCACAGGAAACCGGCACACCAGCAGGUAUGGCGAGUGACUUGACUUUUUCUCUGUCACUAUCAUGAUUCUAUUCCUGCCACGGUGAUAGCUAAGUAAAAGGAGCACGGAAGGGCGAUUGAGGAACAGUUUGUAGCCAAGCU
This is a messenger RNA of Aspergillus homomorphus CBS 101889, 1800 nucleotides long. Its product is annotated as putative extracellular exo-polygalacturonase. The transcript is spliced from 4 exons. The coding region runs from base 168 to 1442 and encodes 424 amino acids. The record is from RefSeq and is a predicted model, not a curated record. NCBI's taxonomy places the organism in Eukaryota, Fungi, Ascomycota, Eurotiomycetes, Eurotiales, Aspergillaceae. Gene Ontology annotation, biological process: carbohydrate metabolic process. Gene Ontology annotation, molecular function: polygalacturonase activity.